Messenger RNA from Sphaeramia orbicularis (orbiculate cardinalfish), 1345 nucleotides. RefSeq names its product leucine-rich repeat flightless-interacting protein 2-like. The record is from RefSeq and is a predicted model, not a curated record. Lineage: Eukaryota; Metazoa; Chordata; Actinopteri; Kurtiformes; Apogonidae. The coding region runs from base 98 to 952 and encodes 284 amino acids. The transcript is spliced from 12 exons.
AGUGCUGCAUGUCCACAGAUAAAACCAGAAUUUCUAUUCCUGAAGUAAAUGUCACCCAGUUUUUACAUUUCAGCAGUUUUGAGUGGAGUAUGAUUGUAUGUUUUUCCUGGCACCUCGUCCCUCCUUCCAGCUUUCUUACCACUCAUCCAGCAGCAGUAGCAGCAGAAAAUGGGGUCAGAUCCACCAAUGGAUGGCUGACACCGAAAAAGCCAGAUCCACUAGUAGUAGUAGAGCCAGCAGUCGUCAUCGCCGGGGGCUCGAUGAUGACGUCAUGUCAGUCCGCAGCUACAGGUCAACCUCAUCAGCAUUACGUGACUUGAGCUCCAGUAAAAGCCGUUCCAGUUCCCGUAAAAAGGAUAUACUGUCUGACGGCCUCUCCACUAGCUCCGCCCUCAAGAGCUCCCGCUCCACUAGCUCUGUGUACAAUGAUCUGCAUGGCUACAAAAAGGCUUCGUCCAGCUCCUCCAGGAAAGACCUGCUGACUGGACUGUACCAUGAUCAGAGGAACUACACCAGCCUAACGAAGACCAAACCUGCUCCUCCCUCCACCUCCUCUUAUCAGCCACGGGCCACUACUUCCUCCUCUGCCUCCACCACUGGCUCAGGGCUGUCUCGCAGCUACAGUGUGGCCUCUAUUUGCGACGACACCGGCCUUUACGGCUCAGGCUACAGUUCAAGAGCUCCCUCUGAAUACAGCUGGUACUCCUCCGGGGCCAGCUCCACUCGCAGCAGCCCUGUGUCUUCCUCAGAUGAUGACACUGUAAGCAGCGGGUCCCAGGAACGCUGUGGCCGAAGCCGCAGAAACAGUGCGUGUUCUGACUUCUCGGACAUUAGUGAAUCAGCUGCUGAUUAUUUCAGCCGCUCCAACCGGAGGGGCAGUAUUGUGUCUGACCUUGAUGAUUUGGGCAUUCCAGACCUGGACACUGUAAGUGCCUUUACGAGGUUCACAUGAAUGGGUUUGGAAAUGGAGUGCAACACCAGUGAUGGCUAAGCUGUUAUACUGAUUUUUAAUGAUGCAUGAAUGAAAAUAACAUUUGGUGCCAACUUACAGCCUGUGUGUUUUCUUUUAUUGACAAGUAGAUGUGACCAUAGCUGAGGUGAAUAUGACUGGAUGAUGUGAAGCUGCAUGGGCCUGAAGGUGGGAUCUGUAAUGAAUAAAGUGGUGUGAUUCACUCACUCUUUCAUUAGUGCAGUCUGUGAACAUGCAGCACUUCUCGCCCAACUCAUAUUUUAACUUGUAACUAACUCUUCCACUUGAAGGAAAAGAAACGGUAACAAGCAUGAACACACAGGCAGCAUGUUCCUCAAAAGACCCUGCUGCUUAUUUUAUUAUUUUCAUUCUUUG